AUGGAGGCACAGCACGAUCCGAGAGCUUGGCCGGAACUCACCGAAAGCAUAGUAAGAGGUGGGCUGGGUACAGUGGCAGGCCCAGGGGUGGGGGCGUGGCCAUGGGGGGGCCGCAUCUCUUCCUCCACUUUGCACCGGGACAGGCGCUGGGGCUUUUGGGCCAGGGGUCCUUUCAGGGGUGCAUCGAGACUUUCGGAGCUGAGACCUUGGCCAAGCAGGUCGGCGCCUGGGGUGGGGGGCUCGGGUAGUCACGGGAAAGGCGACACGACGGAGAAAGUCAGACGGGCGAGAUGUUCUCCGAGGGUCUGGCUCGUACUGGGCUCGCUGGUUCUCAUCUUUCUCACCUCGCUCUUCUUUUCCGUCUCGCUCCGGAGCGGCGUCGGCUUCAACUACCUGGAGCCGCCGAGCUGGGAGGAUUCUCGGCGGGUCAAGCUGGUGCCCAGCUAUGUGGGCUCACACAAACUGAGCGCCACUGACUCCCAGCAACAGCAAACCUGCGCCUGCGCUCGCUGCGUUGGAGACCCCGGAGUCUCGGGCUGGUUCGAUGACAACUAUGAACCUGAUAUCUCUCCUGUUUGGACCAGAGACAACAUCCAGCUGCCCUCUGAUGUUUACUACUGGUGGGUGAUGUUGCAGCCCCAGUUUAAACCCCAGAACAUCCAGCAAGUGCUGCUUAGGUUGUUCCAGGUUAUUCCUGGACGAUCCCCGUAUGGCUCAUGGGAUCCUGCGCGAUGCCUACGGUGUGCCGUAGUGGGGAAUUCUGGAAACCUGCGUGGGGCUGGAUACGGGGCAAUCAUAGAUGGACACAACUACAUCAUGAGGAUCAACUUGGCCCCCACGGUGGGCUACGAGGAAGAUGCCGGCGGCCACACCACUCACCACUUCAUGUAUCCGGAGAGCGCCAAGAACCUGGCGGCCAACGUCAGCUUUGUCCUGAUUCCGUUUAAAACUCUGGAUCUGGUUUGGAUCACCAGCGCGCUGUCUACGGGCCAGAUCCGAUUCACCUACGCUCCGGUGAAGCAAUUUCUCCGCGUGGAUAAAGACAAGGUCCAAAUCUUCAACCCAGCAUUCUUUAAAUACAUUCACGAUCACUGGACCAGGCAUCAUGGCCGAUACCCAUCUACAGGCAUGCUAGUGCUCUUCUUCGCCCUGCACGUCUGCGAUGAGGUGAAUGUGUUUGGAUUUGGGGCCGAUGGUCGAGGGAACUGGCACCACUACUGGGAGCAGAACCGUUAUGCGGGAGAGUUUCGAAAGACAGGGGUCCACGAUGCAGACUUUGAAGCUCAGAUCAUUCAGCGACUGGCUGAGGCUGGAAAGAUUACCGUUUACCCGGGGAAAUAAGUCCACACCAGCCCAGAGAACGGUCUGGUUUGGCUUUUCUUUUCCCACCCAAUGGCCUUGUCCUUCUCUGCGGAAAGGUCACUGAUGUGUGGCAUUGUAUCAGUUUCAAGCCCCUAGCUAGUAACUACAUGUUCAGACGUGGACCACUGCUCGAGAUGUGACAACAUAUCGAUCCGAGUGAGGCUCUGCUCACACGGCGAUGGAGAGGGCAGAGCCUCAGGGUUUCACUUCUCAUGAUAAGAGCUGACAUCGAAAGACACUGUCCCCGUUUCGUAUUCACAAACUUCGACUCGGGAGUGGUAAAAUAGAGUCGUCAAACAGUAACACUGACUGCGACUGAGCUCAGCAUUGAGAGAGCUCAAAAGAGAAUGGUCACAUUCUUUCAUGUUCUCCACUGAUCUAAUCCUCCACCAUUUAUAUAGAAACGGAUUUCCUCGAGGAAGAAACAGCACCAUCAGCAAUCCAGUGGACUAUUGUUCUCCAGCUACGGUUUCCGAUAUCAACAAACUACUGAGCUGUUGACCAACGGGGUGCAUCACCCAAGGCGUGCAGACAAGACGAACAGACACAGAAAUGACUCACUGCACAUUAUCCGGCACCAGUGACAUUUUCCAUUUUUCUUGGUUGGAAGCCAUGAGAGGCACCACCCAGUUUUGCUAGUGCAACUGUUCUUCUGGAAUCCGCUACAAGGAUGAGGACUGUCACAUUAACCUUGUUGGAAAAAAGGUUACAGUAGAUGAUCAUGGGGAGUUGAAAGAAUUAUUUCCCCGGAGUCCCGUCACAGCGAAAGUUCCAAGGGGACGUUGUUUUGUUCGCGUGUUUGGACGCAUGCACUCUGGUUUCGGAUCAGACUUUUAAUCAUCCCCAUGUGGUGUGUCAGAGUGUAAUUUAGGAGCUGAAGCACGACAAAGCCAGCGGGAGUAAGCGUCAUUUAGUCCGAGUUCUGCCGCGACUCUCUGCAAACUGUGCUGCAUUUUAUGUUUAAAGGAUUGCAACAACUCCAAAGUGACUUUUGUAUCUCGGUGGAUUUAGCUCGUUCUUGAUUAGUGGGUGGAAGAACAUCGGACAACUACCUGGAUGUAAAAUUGUUUAACAACUGUAAUAGUUCCAUUGACUGAUCAUCACAACCUUUGUGUGUCUCUUGAGAGGGGGGGGGGGGGGGGGGGGUACAGUGUCACCACGCGCCUUAGAUAUCACCAUUUACCUGCACUUCAAUUUCUGUGUUGUCAUCUUCUUUUCUGCAGAAUUUCCAUCGUUUCAUUUCCUUAGCUUCAAACUGUUGCUGCGUUCUCAAAUGUUUACUUUAUGGCGCCAUUGGUGAUUCCUGAAACAUUUAGAUUUUGUGAAAACAAAUACAACAUUCAAGAGUGCAUUUGGGGGAAUACAAAGGCUCAACAACAUAUCCGUUAAAUUAAUAAACCUAACCCAAAGAAUAUUUUGCAGCAAACAGAAGUUACGUUCAAAUGAUGACACUUUGUUUUGGCUCUGGAUUUGUAGUUGAGAUAAAGAGCAUAUGACCGGUAUAAAUCACAUAUCGCAGACCUCCGAUUGGUUGGCAACCAGCCUACCCCGCCUCUCGCCUAAAGUCAGAUGGGAAUGUAAUGCGGAUAAGCGGAACAGAGUGAAUGGAUGAAUAUACAGAAUCGCAUACACUUAGCACAUCAUCACAUAAUGAUCUAUAUCUCAACAAUGAACAAAAAAGUAACAUGAAUAUCCUUCCUGAUUUUAAGCAACAUUGGUGGUCAGUGAGAAGAAAUAUCAAGCAGUUAAAUGUUAAAAGGUAUACACAAAAAAAAGGUAGGCUAAAAUGAAGUCAAUAACUCUAUUUCAGUCAGCCUCCAUCGGGUACCAAUAGGAACUUCUGUUGCCAAGACAACAUUCUGCCAUCCAAAGCAUCUGUGAGUAAAGUAUAAAAAUAAUUGAGUAACUGUCAAGGCUACAAGGUCCCUUGCCCAUGCAACAUGCAAGCUUCCGUGCCUUUUCCUGCCACUGCCGGACAUAUGUAUCAACUCUUGAGCCACUCGGCCACAACCAUCUGCUUGGCUUUGCAUCUUUUAACUUUGUGCUGCAGGUCUGCUGGCUGUGCCUUCUGUGCUUUACAAAGUACAUAUAUUAACAUAUUCUGCCGUCCUUUGAGGCAUGCUUAGAACCUUACCAACUUUCUUUUUUUUUUUGUAAAGGUUGUUUGUGAUCCAUUGCUACUUUUUUGUACACAUUUUGCGCAUUUAUCAUGUGCCAGGAAUGAUACUUACCUUGCAUUGCAUAUCAUUUACUGUAGUGGUCCACUUCCCAAUCAAUAAGACAGUCAAACAUGAUUGUGAAGGUUUGGGUCCAAACAUUUUUUUUCUCUCCAAGUAAAUUGUUGAGGCAUUUUUUACAACAUCAUCCACAUAAUUUUAUACACAUCGUUUUACUGUAUUGCCCCAUGUUAUUGAUUUUUGUAUUAAUCAUGUUUCCCAAAAUGCACCUUUCAGCUUGGAAGAUUAUUUACAUCUCAAGCACCAAAAUAACAUUCUAAUGAAAAUGUUGUAAGGGGGUCCGUUUUCUUCUCGCCCCAUUGGAAAAGGUCAUGACAGGGUGUUGGUUUCAUAAACUGAAAACAGUAAAUCAUUACUAUUAUUAUAAGAUGAAUUACCUUUGUGAUUAUGUGAAAGUUAGACCAAAAAACACUAGUUGAUUGGAUAGAAAUGUACCUCCACAUGGCAAUUAGAUUAUUAGAUCUAAAACUAAAACUAUCUUUGGACUCAUGUUUACAAGAUCCAGUAGCUACAUGGCAACGUGGUGGCUCACAUGCAUGACUGAUACAUUUUCUAGAAGAAAAGGCAAUUUAGAAAACACUAAAGCAAACCCAAAGUUCCAUCCUGUUGAGGAUCUGUUUUUUUGUUUUUUGUUUUUUUUCAUUUGUCUGUGCAUUUACAUGUCACUCCACUUUGUAUCUUAGCUUGUGAAAAUAAAAGCUUCUUGAAAUGUG
Messenger RNA from Syngnathus typhle (broad-nosed pipefish), 4312 nucleotides. It is a transcript of the gene st3gal2, whose product is annotated as ST3 beta-galactoside alpha-2,3-sialyltransferase 2. Gene Ontology annotation, molecular function: beta-galactoside (CMP) alpha-2,3-sialyltransferase activity. The record is from RefSeq and is a predicted model, not a curated record. Lineage: Eukaryota; Metazoa; Chordata; Actinopteri; Syngnathiformes; Syngnathidae. The transcript has 8 exons. The coding region runs from base 1 to 1341 and encodes 446 amino acids.